AUGUUGAAUAUUGUGACAAUCUACGCUAUCUACAAAACUUCGGCAAUCGCUAAAACUUUGAAAACUCUGCUGCUAAGUCUUGCCUGCUCGGAUGUUGCUGUUGGUUUGUUUAGUCAACCAUUAUACACUUUCUCUCUGAUCAACGGGCUUCGAUUACGCAAUACUGGUUGUAUCACUAAACAAUUGGCGACGAUUUUAAGUUAUUUAUUCUCAACUGCUUCGUUCCUUGGUGUUGUGGCUGUAAGUGUAGACAGGUUCUUAGCUGUUCAUCUUCAUCUCAGAUACCAAGAGCUUGUGACUCACAAGCGUGUUGUUGUUGUGGUGAUCAGCAAAUGGUUGUACAGUGCAUUUAUUUCUUUCAUGAUAUUUUGGGUGUUACCUGGUACUCGGCAACUUAUUAAUUCAGUUGCGGUAGCUUUGGGUUUCAUUGUCACACUCGUGGUGUACAUCAGGAUAUAUUUAACUGUCCGACGGCACAAGAAUCAGAUUCAUUCUAUGCAAGUACAAGAAGUAGCUCAUUCUGAUGAAAUAAAAAACUUAAUAAUUAUUAUUAAAUCCACAGUUAGCUUAUUCUACGUAUAUCUCUUAUUGUUAAUUUGUUAUUUGCCUUUUUUCAUUUGCUCGGCUCUUAUUCGAAUGUAUGGCUCGAGUAUCGCUUUAAAACAAUUUUUUCUCUACUCACUGACUCUCAUAUUUCUUAAUUCAUCUUUGAACCCUGUCAUUUACUGCUGGAAGAUGAGACACGUUCGACACGCUAUCAUAGACAUACUGCGAAAGAUGCCUUGGAAGAGAAAUUGGCCAUUACGGAUAAACUACAAUCGAUCAUCGAGUGUCGUCCAUGUUGAUAACUGA
Molecule: messenger RNA, 852 nt
Organism: Pocillopora verrucosa
Lineage: Eukaryota; Metazoa; Cnidaria; Anthozoa; Scleractinia; Pocilloporidae
Product: beta-4C adrenergic receptor-like
Biological process (GO): G protein-coupled receptor signaling pathway
Cellular component (GO): plasma membrane
Molecular function (GO): G protein-coupled receptor activity
Source: RefSeq, a predicted model, not a curated record